CGUGCCGGGAAGCGAUGCCACUCUCCUCUCAGACCUGGAGAGCGGCUCCGUGGGCCCUUCCUGGAGAUUGCGGAGAAGGCGCGAGCUCGACUUUGGGGGAGGGCGCGCGCGCGCGCAGGGGCGCGAGCCAGAAGAAGAGGGCUGCGCGCGCACCCUGCACUCUGGAAGGGCAAGAGAGGCGCGUAGCCAAGGGAAGAGAGGGGCAGCGUGGCUGGACUUCUGGGCGGGAAGGAGGAGGCCUCCCGCUUGCUCUAAGUGUCGCCGGGCUCGGCCUGUUUCGCUUUUCCCUUCCUCCUCCUCCUCCUCCUCCCUCCUCUUCCUUCCGCCUCAGGGGAGCAGCCUGUAGGGAAGUGGGUGGUGGGCGGUGGCAAAAGGAGGCCUGCCCUCAAGGGACUGCGUGUGGGCUCUUUCUCUGUAGUGCCUUGCCCUCUCUCUCCCCCUCCCCCUCCCUUCCUCCCCCAACUCUCCCUCAGACUUCAGUCCUUCACCUCCCUAGCCUUGAGUCCUUUCUGUGUGGGGCUGAGCAGGCGACCCCCUUCCCUGAGGUAGACACAGCCUGUGUAAUCCCUCAGGCAGACCCCGUUUAGCUUAAUCUAUGUUUUCCCCGCAAGUGUGUGGGUGACCUUUGUUACAGUUCCUAGCUAGCGCUCGCCUUCGCCCUCUAGGCCUCUUCCUUUCUCUUUCUCUUUUUCUCCCCCUCAGUAGUUCUUGUCCUUCUUUCUCACUUCCUCUCUUCCCCUUCUCUGCCUCCUCAUAGCACCAUUCAACAACAACAGCAAAACAAAACACCUGCUGCUGGGAGUAACGUCCAGUUCUCUUCUUCCUCCCUGCCUCCCUCUGAGCUUGAAAGUUUUGCAGUCUCAUUCCAAGGUAUCAUUGGCUCCCCUUCUCUGGCAAAGGCUCUUCUCUGCAGCUUUUCAGAGAUUUUUUUUUUUAAAGGAAGUCCCAAUUAUUAACAUUGGCUUUCGUUGGAUGAGCGAUGAAAGUGACAGUUUGUUUUGGAAAGACGGGGAUUGUGGUCCCCUGUAAGGACGGGCAGAUCCGGGUUAAAGACGUGACCCACCAGGCUCUCCAGAGGUACCUGCGAACCAAAGAAAAGGAUCCUUCUUAUUGGGUGAAUAUUCACCAUCUGGAGUACACAGAUGGGGGAAUCCUGGACCCAGAUGACAUCCUAGCAGAUGUUGUAGAAGACAAAGAUAAGCUGAUUGCUGUGUAUGAUGAACAAGAUUCACUGCCCAAGUCUGAUGACAUCAAUGGUAGUUUGACAGAUGGGAACAGCCCAGAUGCUUUUGAGACGGAGGUUGCUGUUCAGCUGGCUGCAUUUCAGCCUAUUGGAGGAGAGAUUGAAGUGACACCCUCUGCCCUGAAACUAGGGACACCACUUUUGGUGAGAAGGAGCAGUGAUCCAACACUGGGUCCACCUGAGUUUCCUGUAGGAGCUUCACAUGCCAAUAAUCAUGUUUUGAAGACCUCUGUGUCAUGUUCAGCACACUCAUCUUCAGAAGACUGGGAUCCUGCUGCACGCAGUGAAGUGCUGACGUCUCAGAAAACAAAAUUCAUUUUCAGUGAUUUGACAAGAAAAGUGGAGAUAUCUGGUGAAGAUGGCCCUCUAGGAAUCCAUGUGGUACCAUACUUUUCAUCCUUAAGUGGAAGGAUUCUAGGGCUUUUUAUCCGUGGCAUUGAGGAGAACAGCCGAUCUAAACGGGAAGCACUUUUCCAUGAAAAUGAGUGCAUAGUGAAAAUUAACAGCAUUGAGCUUGCAGAUAAAACCUUUGCACAAGCACAAGAUCUCUUCCGCCAAGCAAUGAAAUCUCCAAAUAUCAUCUUGGAAGUGGUUCCUUCAUACAACCGGGAACAAUAUGAGAAAUCUGUCAUCACAUCUUUAUAUUCUCCAGAUAACACUGAGCAUGUUUCAAAGGCAAAAAAUCCACCUCUCAUAUACCCAAAGCCAAUGGCAAAGGAAGUAGGCUUGUCUGGUUUGAACAGUCUGGAUACUGGUGUGUGGACAGUUCUCCAUCCUGCCAAGAGCCCCAACAUCCCAAGGGUUGGCAGGAAGACAUCAUCACCAACUUUAUCUCCUCUGAUGAACUUUGGCAGCAAGAGAAAUGCAAAGAGGAUAAGAAUAGAUCUCAAGAAAGGUCCCGAAGGACUCGGUUUUACUGUAGUUACCAGAGACUCUUCAGUGCAUGGACCUGGACCUAUUUUUGUAAAGAAUAUUCUGCCACGUGGUGCAGCUGUUAAAGAUGGUCGUUUACAAUCUGGAGACAGAAUACUUGAGGUGAAUGGUAGAGACAUCACUGGCAGAACCCAAGAAGAGCUUGUAGCCACACUGAGGAGCACAAAACAAGGAGAUACUGUCUCUCUGAUUAUUGCUCGCCAGGAGGAAACCUUCCUUCCCCGAGAGCUGAAAGGAGAGCCCUUCUGCAACAUGCUUUCAUUAGAGACUACUGAGCAAUUGACCUUUGAGAUUCCUCUGAAUGACUCAGGUUCAGCUGGACUUGGUGUGAGCUUAAAGGGCAACAAAUCUCGAGAGACUGGGGCUGACCUUGGGAUUUUCAUCAAAUCUAUCAUCCAUGGAGGUGCUGCCUAUAAGGAUGGCCGCCUGCGAAAAAAUGAUCAACUUAUUGCAGUGAAUGGGGAGUCUCUGCUUGGAAAAUCGAACCAUGAAGCCAUGGAGACUUUGAGGCGUUCAAUGUCUAUGGAAGGAAAUAUUCGUGGAAUGAUCCAGCUUGUGGUUCUCAGGAGGCUGGACAGGCAGACGGAAGUGGAACACAUAGAGCAUGUUGCAUCAUUUUCCAAGCAGGACCUUGAAGGGAAUUUUAAUUUCACAAGUAUUCCAAGGUGUAGUGAUGCUGCUGUGCAGUGUUUUGGAGCGUAUUGCCAGCAAGGGAGGUUGAAAGAGCUUCAUACAUCUGAGAGUGGCAUGGUUGAAAAUGAAGUCCCACCCCCGUUGCCUCCACAUCCGAGUGACGAGCUGAUCACAGAUUAUAAUCACAGCUCAAUAGCAGAUUCAGCAGCAUAUUUACCAGAUCAGCACAUCAACUUCAGAUCUUUGACACUGGCCAAGCAGACAGAAUCAAUUAAUCUGAAAGCCUCUAAGAGCAUGGAUCUUGUGGCAGAUGAAAGCAACAUGAGCCUGUUGGCCAGGCAACAACAAGAACCUCCUGGCAAGGAUGUUGGUCCAACUCUAGGUUUGAAGAAAUCAAGUUCCCUAGAGAGUCUCCAGACAGCUGUUGCUGAAGUGAAAAAGAACGAGCUUCCUUUCUAUAGGCCCAAACCUCACAUGGUCCGUGGUAGAGGGUGCAAUGAGAGCUUCAGAGCUGCCAUUGAUAAAUCCUACGAUGGACCUGAAGAUUUUCCAGAAGAUGGCAUGUCAGAUAAGAGCUCUCUCUCUGGUCAGGAAGUGCAAAACUUUCAUGCCAGUUCUGAAUUAGAAGAUGUGGAAGGCAAGGCAAAAAAAUACAAGAAGACCAAAGACAAAUCAAAAAUGAAAGACAAGAAUAAAAAAUUGAAUUUGAAGAACAAAUCUAAAAUGAAGGAAAAGGACAAGAAAGAAGAAAACGAAGACCCAGAGAGAAAAACAAAAAAGAAAGGCUUGGGUGCCAUGUUGAGGUUUGGGAAGAAAAAAGAGGAUAAAGGUGUAAAGGGUGACCAGAAAGGAAACACCAAGACUGGAACUCUUAAAGAAGAAGAAUUUGAAAAGAUGAAGGAGGAACGAGAAAGAAUUGGUGCAAAACAUCAAGAGUUACGACAGAAGCAGAGCAGGGGGCCUGCUGAAUAUCCAAUUGGUCCUGUGGGUCCACCACCUGAUAUUGACGAUGACGAGACAGACCCAAAUUACGCACGUGUCAAUCACUUUCGGGAAAUGUAUCCAAAGACCAAUGCCUACAGGCCCUCUUCUCCACCCACUCCAGAUACCUUUGGAUCUGAGAACCCUCCAGCACCUUCAGAUAGGGACCACUUAGAAGGACUGUAUGCAAGAAUCAACAAGCCACUUCAUCAGCAUGCUCCUGUUGAGAGUGACCGCCCUAGUGCUGGAACUGCAGAACGCAUCCAGAAGUUACGGAAAGAAUACCAUCAAGCAAGGCGAGAAGGCUUACCUUUCUAUGAUGAAAAUGACAGCCGAGGAAGGCCAUCUGAUCAGCACUGGGUGUCUGGAAAAAUUCCAGAUGGGCCUUCACACCAUCUCCAGUAUGAAGGCAUAGAAAGACAAUACGCCUCUUUGCCCAGGCAUGGACCUGUAGAACCAGCGGAGUACAUAACGGGACUACGGGCACCUUACAAAGAGAGAGAUCUUCCUUACUUUCAAGGAGGCCAGCCAACAGGUCAACCUUCUAAAGGGAGCUACGUUCAUCCACAUGAUGCCUCGAGGCCAGCAGAAUUAUGGUAUGCUCAGUAUUACUCAACACAACCAGUGUCCCAGCAUAAAGGACCCCUCCGGCAAGACGUACCUCCAUCACCUCCUCAAGGCCACAGGGUUCUACCUUACAACGAAAUGGGAAGAGUGGCCUCCCGUCCAGCUGGUCCUGAUCACUAUCAGUAUAGGCAUCAAGAUCCACGACAAAAGGAUCCCAUGACUGCAGCUGUAUAGCUUAAAGGUGGACUCUUCUUCACAUCUAACAAGAAAAAAUGGACAUCAUCUUUCUGGCACCACCGAGCUUGGCUACCCCAAGACAGACGUCCUUUAACUGUGGCUAGUCAGCAUCCAGGAUAUAUUCCUAAAUGUAUUACAUGCUCGUACAACGUGGUACGUGAUUUUUAGGUAGCAAUGCAUCAGAGAGUAUUUUUUUUAAAAGUUGCUUGUACGUAGAAGGUGGUAGAUGAAGAAAAAGUGGAAUUUCCAAGCACAUCACAAAGUGCCAUUCAGGGCUGUUUGCAACUGUCAUAAGCACAUAUUCCAAGACUCUUGUUUUGGAAAAGUUUCAGAAAAGGCAUCUAUCUAAUCAGUGCAAUUAUGUGUGUACUUAGUAUAUUAUGUAGACCACCUUCAACUGGAGAAUCUCCAACUUGCAGGAUCCCCUGGCAGGUUCACAAGGGGCUUCAUUAUGUUAGGAAAUGUAUUUCACUGAUGGUGCAAAUUAUUUUGUUGCCAUUAUAUCAGGGGUUAUCACUCACAUUUUAACCCUCACAGUGACCUUCUUAGUUGCCCCUCUGGGGAUAUUGUAUUUCUGUCUUUUCUUCUGUAUUGGACACAUAUCAUGAUUCUCUCUCUCUUCCCUCCUGCCUUCAGUUUUCUAAUAUCAAAUAAUAGACAAAUGGAGGGGGGGAGGGUUGAUAAUCUUUAGUUGAAACCAAUGACUUGUGAUGCCUCCAGGAAUUAUAUAUACAAAAGCCCUAUAUGCAGCCUCUUAUUUCCUGAGAAUAGGAUGUUUUUGCCUUUGGGCUGGGAGACUUGGUGAGAGCUGCUUCCCCAUUAGUGACAUUGCCAUAUUUCAGCUUAUAAUUAUAUACUAGUAAUUGGCAGCACAUGGAAAGCCAGAUUCACCCCUUGUGUGACAUUAUUUGGUCUUCACCAUUGCCAAUACCCAUCCCUAGACAAGAAGGAUGCAGGGAAGAAGCAGUCACCACCAGUAAUACAUACAAUCCAUUGACAGCAUACUUAUGCAAAGCUGGUGUACCAUCUUCCUCUGAAAUUGGCUCUCCCAGGAGAUUAAUUGUUGAGUGUGUUUGCAACAUUGUGCUGCAGUGCUGGUUUUAGCAAAAUGUGGCUUGGCUGAGCUGGCUUCCCACCAAUCCCAGAAAAGACGUCCUGGCUAAAUGUCCAAGAAGUCCAUGGCAAUAAGUGGCAGCCUUUGGGGCUUAUGAGAUACAGUACAUAUGUUUCUCCUUAAAUACCGUAACUUCCAGUCAUUCCAAAAAUAAAUGACGAGAGAACGGAGAUGAACAAGGUUCUACUCAAAUGGAAGUUGGACAUUGUGGGCAGACAAAGAAUGAUUGCAUGGGAAAUGUAGGAAGGAGUCCUUUCAAUAUUCUAGACCUGCAUUUGUCACCAAGGCUAACUUGAUUGACCCCAGCAUUUUGAAGAAAUUCAGCAUAUCUUUUUAAUUCCACAGACUUUGACAUCAGAGGCAUUUCAGGCCUCUGCUUCAGCCCAUUUUCUGGGAGGGAAAGACCUUGGGUCUAGCCACGGAAAUGUAUGAGGCGAUGGGUUGGUUUUCUUUUGGUAUGCAGCAAAUUAACAGGAUUCAUUACAUAGGUCAUCUCAUAAUUAUUAUAUAUCGCACUGAGGGGUCACCUACCAGGCACAGCCAUUUAUCAUUUAGCCUUUCUGAAAUGGCUUCAUUAUACCGGGUGGCCUCAGGAGACAUGGCGCAUAGUGAAUCUAUCACGCACACAAAUUUGCAUUGCUGCAUUUCAGAGUGUCAGCUCUUUUACUCCCCAUGAAAGAUUCAACGGUUUUAUAUGGGAUCCACAGGCCCUGCAUUGUUGUCCUGAGCAUUAAUAUUCAGGUAAGUAAUUGAAUUUUAACCAAACUUGCAGCCUCAGAUUCAAAGUCCUCGAGUAAUGAUUAGUGAGUUUUGAAUCCAAGGUCGUGUGACCUAUCCUUCCUAGAUUUCAAUGUCAUAUACAUUGCUAAACAGAAGUAGGACAAUGGCUUAAAAUACCAAACAUGCUUCUGUGAUUAAUUUUAACAGGGAAAAGUCAACAAGAAAUGAAUUGUCCAUGUAAUUAUUCCUUGGUUAUUUAUUUCUAAAAAUGCACCCUAAUGUGAAAGAUAUUCAUAUCAAAGACAAUAACUAUUUCCAAGAAAUGAAUUUAAUUUCAGGUGGCUGUGAAUGAGUAGCUAGAAAUGACUUGCAAGAUGUGAUUUCUUGUGUUGCCUUUUCUUAUGAGUUAUUUUCAGUUGUUUGAUCCACUUUUAAGUGGGCAACUGAUUUGACUAUCAUGUUAAUUUACAUGAUUAGUUUACAUAGUCUGAAGUGAAUGGUAAGUUGCUGAUAGGUCUCAGUUCUUGUAUCUUGUUUAGUAUCUGAACUGAGAUAGACCACUACAGUAUGGAAGGAAAAUAGUGACAUUUUUAAAUAGGAUAUUUUAUGAAAUAUAUCGAACAUGAAAAUAUAAAAGAACAUGAACAAUGUUGAUGUAAAAUGUAGCUGCUGGUACCUACAGUCAAAUGGGCUUUGAAAAGUAGGUAUUUGAUGAAUCCUGAUCUGUGGUAAGUUUUCCCACUCUAACCUUAUGGAGCUAUACAAGACCUUCUUUUUAUAAUUGAAUUUGCAUUAUUUUUAUUUUUAUUUCUGGUCUCAUUUCAGCUCCUUCUGAUAAGGUAUGCAGCACAUUUUGAAAAGAGCACAAACUGUUUGACACUUUCUGCCUUCUUUACCACUUCAAACUAUGUCAGGUAUUUGCUGUGUUUAUAAUUUGCUUGGAAACACUGACCCAUUACUCAAUACUCUCCACAUUGAGUGGCUAGUGUUUGACUUUUCUUAGUCAAGUAGAGCCAAGUUGCCUUUCUAUCAGACCAGGGUCAUGUAAGCAAAUUUUGGAGUCUGUUCCCUGUGUUUCAACUCUCUUAUAUCAUCUUAGACCUUGUCCCUGGAAUUUUUUUUUUAAGAAAUAGGCCUCAGGAACAUGCAGAGAAGCAAUCAAUGGAAAAUACCUCAACUUUGCAUAAGAAGCAGGAUAGAUAUUAUAAGAGAGGCUCUUCAACAAAAACACUUUUACAACUCCCUUUGGGGUAUCACACUAUGCCUGUGGUGGUUGCAGGAUAAACCACAUAAACUGAGAUUAACAAAGAAAAAAAUGGCAGCUGUACAAUAAAGACAAAAAGGCCUCAAGGAGUGAGGACAGAAAAAAUAGCUUUGCUUUUGUGUAAUCAGAACCCUACAAUAGAUUGGGAUCCUUCAUUAAAAGAAACCAAUAUCGAUUAUGUUGACUUUAUCUAUCCUCAACGGAAUUAAAAGAAUUAAUUCUGCCUUAUAAACUGCUGCCUCCUAACCUUUUCUUGUGCCAUAUCAUUCUAGUUUGCAAAGAUAAUUGACAGUGUUUCAGAAGCAAGGGAGGCAUCCAGAUUGGGUGGCAAGAACCUGUCUAGGUUAUUUACGGCUUUUGCUGCUCAAGGCUCAGUUGUUUCAAUGUAACCCGAAGUGCCCUGUAAAAUUCCCAUUGACUGCAGUGGCGCCAUCUGGUAGGGCAAGGAAGGUCAAAAAGAGACCUUCUCAACCAUUAAUCUUAGUCGAUGGCUUAUUAAAGAGUAGUUCUGUGUUUUGAACAGUAGGAAACUUCCUCUCUCCCCGCAUAGACACAACUGAGUAGAUGCAGGUGCUUCAUACGUUACAGAUAGCUGUGGGGCAGCGGGUUAAAACUCUUGACUCCUCUUGUGGGGACAAGAACAAAAUGAAUUUCCCCUCAUCAAUCCAAAGUGCCAAAUUUCUGACUGAGGAGCUAGGAAGCACUUGACUGCUUUAAUUGACUCAUCAUGGUGGGUAGAUCUGUGUGUGUGCAUCUAAAUAUACAUGUGUGUGCUGUGCACAUAUGCAGAGAGAGAAAGGGACACCUUCUCUGCAAUAAUGUCAAACAAGCUUUCUUAACACCAUAUUGCGGACAAAUAUGUAGUGCACACAUAUCUCCUAAGGUGCUAUCGCUCAUGGAUUAAAAUAUACCACUUGCAAAAACAAAAUGCAUGCAAACUGAGUUAUGAGUUGUUUCCUCCCUAUUGUGAGCUCCUAUAUUUUGGAGAUGUUUCUAUCAGAAAAGGUCCUCUUGUAUUCUAGAAUGCCUUUAUUCAACUUGUGUUAAAAUGUGCCAAUCUAGCAGUAGAAAUCUCCAAGGUGAAUGUUGGUUUCUGGGAUAGUUUAGAUUUGGACUUCUGGGAAGGUUGCUGAAGGUUGUUUCAAGAUGAUGACUGGUCGCCCUUCUUGAAUAUGUCCACAGCAUGGAAAGUCUAUCAAUUCUGUGAAAAGGUGGGAUGUCUUCCUGGGAUCCCAGGCAAAGCAAUAUCUUUCUCUACAGACUCAUUUCGACUUGGUAUCUCCUUCAUAGUCGUGUAUGCAAACUCAGAUCCCCGUUUCCUACAUUACCUGGUAUCUCUGCUACUUUUUCCUUUUUGAUGAAAAACCAGAAGCAAGCAAUAAAGGUAAUGGGCCACUUUGCUUGUAUUGGUGACCAAAUUAGCUUUUAAUGCCCUGCCAAAAAGCAGGGAAGAAUGACCAGUAAGAAGUAGCAAGCUGCAAAACAUGGUCAUCUCAAUCUACCCACAUUAGGGGCUGUUUCCAGCUCAACCCCCUAAUAUGGCUAAACAAAAUGUUAGACAGCCAUGAUGGGCAUUCUUUCAAGACUGGCUGUUUAAAAUAUGCCGAGAUAGUCAGAUUGGUGGUGGAAAACCAUCAGGGUAGCAGAAGGGCAAGGCUACCAACACUGGUUUCAGACCAGAGGUGUCAAGUGCCUUACUCUGGCCUUGGGUGUUAUUCCUUAACUUAAGCGUUACACUUGAAAUAGAGACUUGGCUGAAAGCCCAAUAAACUUACUGGAAACACCAGUGUACUUUGGAUCAAACUCCAGUUGCUUUUUUUAAACAAGUGAAUUGUACAUGAACAACUAAAGGUUUAAUACCAGCAGUUCCCUGAAUCACUAAUUGGUAUUAGACUGCAAUAAAAUGGGGAAUUAACACUAAGCACAGCAGUUGAGAAGGUGGCUUUCUGGGAAGCCUAAAGGCCAGGGAACGGAAUUAGGAAGCCGACAGUAGGCGUUCUAGCUCACAAUGUUAACCAGAAACAGCUUUACCUGCUGCAUAUUUUUUGUAUAAUAUGAAAGCGCUACCUCCAUCUUCCUUUCCUCCCUCGCUGUCUUCUGUAUGUAGUCUGGAGUGAUUUCCCUCUUCCCUGUGGGAACUAAGAGUUGAUUGUUUGCUCUCCCACAUCAGGCACUGAAGUAGAUAACUUUUUGCAGGAGUAUUCCUACUAUAUUUAAUCAAGUGCUGUUUUGCUUCUCAAUGCAAAAUGUAACAAUUUAAUCCUCAAUUCACAAGAUGACUUUUUCAGGCGAUUUUGAAUUUAAUCCCACUGAUUUUUGGCAGUUCAAACUGUAAUAAGAGUGGCUCCGGUUUGCACAUUGUCACCCUAUCUAUACUUUCGUUUUGUUUUUCUAAUCUACAUUUGUGUGCAUUGUGUUGUUUAAAACCUCGGAAAGUUUAUUUUAGGAGGAAGUACAUUUGUUACCACAAGAUCAAAUUAGACCUUUUAUUUUGUUUUUGUUAUAUAUCACCAUAUAAAUGUUGGACAGUUUUAUUUUGCAUUAAAAUAAAGGCUUUAAGAACAACA
This is a messenger RNA of Anolis carolinensis (green anole), 10259 nucleotides long. It is a transcript of the gene pard3b, whose product is annotated as par-3 family cell polarity regulator beta. Bases 980 to 4591 code for a protein of 1203 amino acids. Gene Ontology annotation, biological process: establishment of centrosome localization; establishment of cell polarity; establishment or maintenance of epithelial cell apical/basal polarity. The record is from RefSeq and is a predicted model, not a curated record. Gene Ontology annotation, cellular component: cell cortex; apical junction complex; adherens junction. Gene Ontology annotation, molecular function: protein binding; phosphatidylinositol binding. The transcript is spliced from 23 exons. NCBI's taxonomy places the organism in Eukaryota, Metazoa, Chordata, Lepidosauria, Squamata, Anolidae.